Messenger RNA from Loxodonta africana (African savanna elephant), 2035 nucleotides. RefSeq names its product acyl-CoA synthetase medium chain family member 4 (gene ACSM4). The transcript has 13 exons. The record is from RefSeq and is a predicted model, not a curated record. Lineage: Eukaryota; Metazoa; Chordata; Mammalia; Proboscidea; Elephantidae. Gene Ontology annotation, cellular component: mitochondrial matrix. Gene Ontology annotation, molecular function: fatty acid ligase activity; fatty-acyl-CoA synthase activity. Gene Ontology annotation, biological process: fatty acid biosynthetic process; acyl-CoA metabolic process. The coding region runs from base 64 to 1806 and encodes 580 amino acids.
AUCUCUCCCCAGAGCCUGCAGUACUUCCACGUCCGUAUCAGUAGAAAAAACUCUUGGAGAAUCAUGAAGAUUUUAUUUCAAUACCAGACAUUCAGAUUCCUCUGGCUUGCCAAGCCACCUGGCCGGCAUUUUCACAAAGAUUACCAGCAUUGGGCACCUCUGACUCUUGAUGACUUCGAAGCCAUAAAUCGCUGUGAGAGGACAUUGCCUAAGAAUUUUAACUUUGCUGGAGAUGUGCUGGACCAGUGGUCCCAAAAGGAGAAGACAGGUGAGAGACCCGCCAGCCCAGCCCUGUGGUGGGUAAACGGCAAAGGGGAUGAAGUGAAAUGGAGCUUUGGAGAACUGAGCUCCUUGUCCCGAAAGGCUGCCAAUGUGCUCACCAAGCCCUGCGGCCUGCAGAGAGGAGAUCGAGUGGCUGUGAUUCUGCCCCGGAUCCCAGAAUGGUGGCUCUUAAAUGUGGCUUGUAUGCGAACAGGACUUGUCUUCAUGCCGGGAACUACUCAGCUGACGGCAAAAGACAUUCUCUACCGACUGCGAGCAUCCAAGGCCAAGUGCAUUGUGGCCAGUGAGGAGGUGGCCCCAGCGGUGGAGUCCAUUGCGCCAGACUGCCCCAACUUGAUGACCAAACUCCUGGUGUCUCUGCAUAGCCGGAAAGGGUGGCUCAGUUUCCAGGAGUUAUUUCAAUCUGCCUCGGAAGAGCACAGCUGUGUGAAAACAGGAAGUCAAGAGCCAAUGGCUAUUUAUUUCACCAGUGGGACCACAGGCUCUCCCAAGAUGGCCCAGCACUCUCACAGCAGCCUCGGCAUUGGGUACACCCUCUGUGGGAGGUAUUGGGCAGACUUGAAGUCCUCAGAUAUCAUAUGGAACAUGUCCGACACGGGCUGGAUCAAGGCUGCCAUUGGCAGUGUGUUUUUUUCCUGGAUUCGGGGAGCCUGCGUUUUUGUGCAUCAGAUGGCCCAGUUCGACACAGACACCUUCCUAGAUACGCUGACCACUUACCCCAUCACGACCCUGUGCAGCGCUCCCACCGUGUACCGAAUGCUUGUGCAAAAAGACCUCAAGAGAUAUAAAUUCAAGAAGCUGCGGCACUGUUUGACAGGAGGGGAGCCACUCAACCCUGAGGUGCUGGAGCAGUGGAAGGCGCAAACUGGGCUGGAGCUGUACGAGGGCUAUGGACAGACGGAAGUGGGCAUCAUUUGUGCCAAUCAGAAAGGACAAGAAAUUAAACCGGGCUCGAUGGGGAAAGGCAUACUACCCUACGAUGUCCAGAUUAUAGAUGAAAAUGGCAGUAUCCUACCACCUGGCAAGGAAGGGGAAAUUGCCCUCAGACUAAAGUCUACACGGCCCUUCUGUUUCUUCUCUGAAUAUGUGGACGAACCAGAGAAAACAGCCGCCACGAUGAGAGGAAAUUUUUACGUCACUGGAGACAGAGGAGUGAUGGACAGCGAUGGGUAUUUCUGGUUUGUUGGCAGAGCUGAUGACGUCAUCAUAUCCUCUGGGUACCGCAUUGGGCCAUUUGAAGUGGAGAGCGCACUAAUUGAGCACCCAGCAGUUAUUGAAUCGGCUGUUGUCAGUAGUCCAGAUCCAACCAGAGGAGAGGUGGUGAAAGCUUUUGUUGUCCUAUCUGCACCCUUUAAAUCAUCCAACCCAGAGAAAUUAACUCUUGAACUUCAGGAUCAUGUGAAAAAAUCAACUGCACCUUACAAAUACCCAAGAAAGGUGGAAUUUGUUCAAGAGCUCCCAAAGACUAUCACUGGAAAAAUCAAACGAAAUGCUUUAAGAGACCAAGAAUGGGGACGAAAAUAACUUGAUAAGAAAACCGAGGCAUUAAGCACUUACAUAGGUACUUUCUCUUAGUCUUUGCUUUCUCAUAACUCAUUGACCACUUAAAAUGAGCCCUGGUGAUGCAGUGGUUAAAGCACUUGCCUACUAACCAAAAGGUCAGUGGUUCGAACCCACCAGCAGCUCCACGGUAGAAAGAUGUGGCAGUCUGCUUCCGUAAAGAUUACAGGCUUGGAAACCCUACGGAGCAGGU